CUCUUCACUCUCUCUUUUUCUAGGGUUUUAUUUUAUUUUUAUUUUCUACUUUCGGUUAUAUUUUUAAAACCUUCUUUUAUGAACUAAAACUACAAAGCAAACAGUACACACACAAAGUGAAUAAAGGGACUGUAAAUAAAAAAAAAGUUUUUUCCCUAAAAAAAUGCUUCUGGUAACUUAAGUGUCGUGAAGUCGAUGUGAAUCGAGUUGAUGGAGCUGAAUUUCUCGCUUGGGAACCCGACUGUCUUUGUUAAUUAAGUUGUCAAGUGACGGCGUCUCUCCUCGUUUUUGGAGGGUUUAAAUCGGAGUGAAAGGGAGAUCUCAAGGGUUUAGUUUUGUUCUACGAAGGAUCGAGCAUUGAUGUAAUGGUAAUUAAGAUUUAUCGUGAAGAUAAGAAAGAAUCGUGGCCUUUACAAUGCAUUUCGCUAAGCUCGAUGACUCUCCCAUGUUUCGUAAGCAGAUACAAUGCAUGGAGGAAAGCGCCGAGUUGUUACGGGAGAGAAGCUUAAGGUUUUACAAAGGAUGUCGAAAAUACACUGAAGGACUUGGGGAGGGAUAUGAUGGGGACAUCGCUUUUGCAAAUGCCCUUGAAAUGUUUGGUGGAGGACAUAAUGACCCUAUUAGUGUGGCUUUUGGAGGGCCGGUUAUGACCAAGUUUACCAUAGCAUUGAGAGAAAUUGGGACAUACAAGGAAGUUCUUCGGUCCCAGGUUGAAACCGAGCUAAAUGACAAAUUACUGCAGUUUGUCAAUAUUGAUUUACUUGAGGUCAAGGAAGCACGUAAACGCUUUGACAAGGCCAGUCUCAUUUACGACCAGGCUCGUGAAAAGUUUCUUUCACUGAGAAAAAGUACAAAGAGUAAUAUUGCCAAUGUUUUGGAAGAGGAACUUCAUAAUGCAAGGUCAACAUUUGAGCAGGCUCGUUUUAAUCUGGUAACUGCUCUUUCAAAUGUUGAAGCCAAAAAGCGAUUUGAGUUUCUGGAAGCUGUCAGUGGGACUAUGGAUGCGCAUCUUCGAUACUUCAAACAGGGCUAUGAAUUAUUGCAUCAAAUGGAGCCAUACAUUAAUCAGGUCAUGACCUAUGCACGUCAAUCAAGGGAAAGAUCCAACUAUGAGCAGGCAGCUCUAAAUGAAAGAAUGCAAGAGUACAAACGGCAGGUUGACAGAGAGAGCAGAUUGUCUUCUAAUGGUUCUAAUGGAUCUCCUAACGGAGAUGGUAUACAAGCAAUUGGUAGAAGUUCACAUAAAAUGAUAGAGGCAGUAAUGCAGUCUGCCGCAAAGGGAAAGGUUCAAACCAUUCGACAAGGUUAUCUGUCAAAACGUUCAUCAAGUUUGAGAGGAGACUGGAAAAGAAGAUUUUUUGUCCUUGAUAGCCGAGGGAUGCUGUAUUACUACCGUAAGCAAUGCAGCAAAUCAUCUGGGCCUGGCACUCAGCUUUCCAGUCAGCGAAAUAGCUCUGAGAUUGGAUCUGGAUUAUUGGGUCGGUGGCUUUCUUCUUCUCAUCAUCAUGGUGGUGUGCACGAUGAAAAAUCUGUUGCCCAUCACACAGUGAAUCUACUUACAUCAACAAUUAAAGUUGACGCUGACCAGUCAGAUUUGAGGUUUUGCUUUCGGAUAAUUUCUCCAACCAAGAAUUACACGUUGCAGGCAGAGAGUGCACUGGACCAAAUGGAUUGGAUUGAAAAGAUAACUGGUGUUAUUGCUUCAUUACUUAGUUCUCAGGCUCCUGAAAGGUGUCUUUCUGCUAGUCCCAUGGGAAGUGGUCAUCAUCGAUCUGCCAGUGAGAGUAGUUCUUUUGAAAGUUCUGAUUUUGAUCACACUGCUGUUGAAGAGUAUAAUGCCGAGAGAAACCUUGUUAUUGCACAUAAUGAACGCCAAUCAAGGGCUUCACAACAUCAAAGGUCAUGUGUAAAAAAUGAAAAGCCAAUUGAUGUACUGCAAAGAGUUUGUGGGAAUGAGAAAUGUGCAGAUUGUGGUGCCCCUGAACCUGAUUGGGCAUCUUUGAAUCUGGGUGUUCUUCUUUGUAUUGAGUGUUCUGGUGUUCACCGUAAUCUUGGUGUUCAUAUUUCAAAGGUUAGGUCGCUUACUCUUGAUGUAAAAGUAUGGGAUCCAUCUGUUAUAAGUUUGUUUCAAUCGCUCGGCAACACCUUUGCUAACUCGGUCUGGGAGGAAUUGUUGCAUUCAAGAAGUGCUUUCCAUGUUGAUCUUACCCUCACAGGCUUUUUCAAGUCUGAUAAGCCUCAGCUGCUGCUUAUGGGAAAGCCUUGUCAUUCUGAUUCUAUAUCUGUAAAGGAGAAAUUCAUACAUGCAAAGUAUGCAGAAAAGCAUUUUGUUUGCAAGCCAAAAGUUGAGCAACAUCAUCAAUCAGUUGCACAACAGAUUUGGGAGGCUGUUCGUGCUAACGAUAAGAAGGCUGUAUACCGUUACAUUGUUAAUUCUGAAGCAGAUUUAAAUGCAGUGUAUGAACAAUCUUCUGUGUCUUCGUUAACCCUUGCCAAAGUGAUGCUACUGCAAGAACAUUCAAAUGUAGGAAACAACUCCAGUUACAUCACAGGGGAUUCAUCAGACAGAUCCUCUGCUAGCUCUUUCAACUUGGUGGAUACCAGUGAAGGCCAAAUUGCAGACGAUUUAGAUGGUUGUACCCUACUUCACCUUGCUUGUGAAACUGGAGACAUCGGCAUGAUUGAACUUCUAUUACAAUAUGGAUCAAAUAUAAAUGUAACGGAUUCAAGAGGUCAAACACCCCUUCAUCGAUGUAUUCUCAAGGGAAAAGCCGUACUUGCUAAAUUACUACUUACCAGGGGAGCUGAUCCGCAGGCUUUAGAUAGGGAAGGUAAAACCCCUCUUGAGCUUGCAGUGGAAUCAGAUUUUGACGACGGUGAGGUCCUUGCUUUAUUAUCCGACUCAAACGGGCAACUUGGGUAAAAGAGUUAAAAAUGGAAGUUUGAGCUGCACCUGAAGUGUGAAAUUUGAAAAUGUAUUGCUUUUGUUUUCUUGGUGUAAUUGUAAUACUAAUAUCUAGAAGUUGAAAAGCUGGCUGUAAUCGAAAUGGAUGCUUCCAAUGUUUGGAGGGUAUUAUACAAGAGCAGAAGAGCGGGAGGUUGUGCUUGCGCAAAGUUGCCUCCAUGGGCAUAUUUGAAAAUUAGUAAGGCAAAGAUGGUUUUAAACGCAGGGAAGAAUGUGGUUUGGUUUUAUAGGUAAGGGGCUGGCCUUAUAAAGUAAUAAUGCAAUGUGUUUGUGAUGUGUUAUUAGUUGGAUAUAGCUAUUGAGUUGAGGCUAUAUCUUAGAGCAAUUGUGUUCAUGUACAUUUAAUUUAUAUAUUGUAGUAGUGGUGCCCCCCCCUGGUGCCUGU
Hibiscus syriacus is the source of this 3350-nucleotide messenger RNA. Its product is annotated as ADP-ribosylation factor GTPase-activating protein AGD3-like. The record is from RefSeq and is a predicted model, not a curated record. Gene Ontology annotation, cellular component: cytoplasm. Bases 416 to 2923 code for a protein of 835 amino acids. Lineage: Eukaryota; Viridiplantae; Streptophyta; Magnoliopsida; Malvales; Malvaceae. Gene Ontology annotation, molecular function: protein binding; GTPase activator activity. The transcript has 19 exons.